UAUUUAGAAACACCGGUGACGGGGCUAGAAGGGAGAACGGCUUUCAGUGGAACAUCGGCUUUCUUCGGACCAGGGUCCUCUGGCUCGACUCCGUCCAUCUCUUAUUGAGAAAGGCGUCCAUGUCGUUUGAUGCAUGAGACAUGCCAAGGGAAUGUCAGCGCAUAGCUAACUGCAAUCACAAGUGCAAAGUGACUGUCACGCACAUCGCUCUCGCCAAAACAUCCACACCUCCUAUCACCCGGCGUACAAGCGGAGGUGGUGUUGUCGUCAGAACAGGCCCUUCUCCGAACCUCAACCCGAGCGCGAGGGCUCCGACAGUCAACGGAAAUUCGACGCCGCCACUCAACGAACAAAAUAAGGUGAGUCCAUCCCUUUAUAAUUCGUUUUUCUUGUUCAAACACUACUUUGUUGUAUUAGUGAGCCACUGCCACGUACCCCCAUGACGAUAGGUAGGGUUA
Cimex lectularius (bed bug) is the source of this 458-nucleotide messenger RNA. RefSeq lists its product as uncharacterized. The record is from RefSeq and is a predicted model, not a curated record. Lineage: Eukaryota; Metazoa; Arthropoda; Insecta; Hemiptera; Cimicidae. The transcript is spliced from 2 exons. Bases 141 to 443 code for a protein of 100 amino acids.